CCUGACUUGAUUGGCUUCAUCUCCAAGACCUCGUCCAGUCCCUGGCAUAGCCCCACCAAAGCCACCGGCACUCCCACGUCCAGCGCCACCGCCCUCCAUCAGACUUCGUCGCACGAUGUCCGCGUAGUGGUUAGCAGCAGAUUGGAUCCACGAUGAUGGUUUGGGCUCUAUAUUUUGGUGGCCAAGACAAGUUGCCCUUCUUUCUAGCACAAGUGCAUGUCAAAGGGCUUGACACCCCAUUGGAUCCUUGUGCUGCUAUUCUUGUCUCAAUAGUUACUGCAUUACUCUGUCUAGGAAUUAAAGAGAGCUCAUUUGUGGAAGGCAUCAUCACCACUGCAAACAUCGUGGUCAUGCUCUUUGUAAUCUGUGCUGGUGGAUGGUUAGGAUUCAAGAAUGGAUGGGCCGGCUAUAAAGGGCCAGAAGGUUACUUUCCUAACGGUAUUGGUGGAGUCCUUUCCGGAUCAGCAACCCUCUUCUUUGCGUUCAUUGGCUUCGACACAGUUGCUAGCACAGCUGAGGAGGUGAAGAAUCCUCAGCGCGAUCUUCCGCUGGGGAUGGGCCUGACCCUGUCCGUGUGCUGCUUCCUCUACAUGAUGGUCUCUGCUGUUGUGGUCGGUCUGGUGCCGUAUCGCGCGAUCGAUCCUGACACUACUAUUUCUUCUGCGUUUGCGCAAUAUGGGAUGCAGUGGGCAGAGUAUGUUGUCUCCAGUGGGGCUGUUCUUGCCCUCAUCGCGUCCUUGAUAGGCAGUAUUCUUCCCCAGCCAAGAAUUAUAAUGGCUAUGGCCAGAGAUGGAUUGCUUCCGCCAUUGUUCUCAGCUUUUAAUCGACAAACUCAAGUGCCAAUCUUGAGCACAACCUUGACUGGGACAUGUGCUGCUAUCCUGGCUUUUUUCAUGGAUGUCUCUCAAUUGGCAGGGAUGGUAAGCGUGGGAACCUUAUUGGCGUUUACGACAGUUGCCAUUUCUGUUUUAGUAGUAAGGUAUGCUCCUCCAUAUGAGAUGCCAAUGAAAGUGGCUCAUGCAGGUACACCUGAGUCACUAAUUUCAAAUUCUGGUCACUCAGAGCAAGACGAGCAAAAUUUGGAAGAUCCUUUUGGCAAUGGUAACGAGAAGGGUGAUAAUAGUUUUCCAUUAACUGCCAAGUUCAACAAAGUAAGGCGACAGAAAGCCAUCAGAAGCAUAGUAUUGAUAUGCCUUGGGGCCAUCAUCUUGGUAUUUGCAGUUUCUUUCUCCUUUUUGCCAUUUUACGUGCGGAUGACUGCAUGCACCAUUGGCGGGCUUCUUUUGUUGAGUUCUUCUAUUGUGCUUUUGUACAUUGGUCAAGACAAGAUCUCUUUGGGACCAACUGGAGGAUUCAUGUGCCCGUUGGUGCCACUACUUCCAAUUUGUUGCAUCAUCGUCAACGGAUACCUUCGUAUGAACCUUGGGUAA
Molecule: messenger RNA, 1430 nt
Organism: Panicum virgatum (switchgrass)
Lineage: Eukaryota; Viridiplantae; Streptophyta; Magnoliopsida; Poales; Poaceae
Product: cationic amino acid transporter 3, mitochondrial-like
Exons: 11
Coding region: 153-1430 (425 amino acids)
Biological process (GO): amino acid transport; transmembrane transport
Cellular component (GO): membrane
Molecular function (GO): amino acid transmembrane transporter activity
Source: RefSeq, a predicted model, not a curated record